Messenger RNA from Centropristis striata (black sea bass), 11630 nucleotides. Its product is annotated as apolipoprotein B-100-like. Gene Ontology annotation, biological process: triglyceride mobilization; cholesterol homeostasis; lipoprotein transport. The coding region runs from base 1 to 11385 and encodes 3794 amino acids. The record is from RefSeq and is a predicted model, not a curated record. The transcript has 28 exons. Gene Ontology annotation, cellular component: low-density lipoprotein particle; very-low-density lipoprotein particle; mature chylomicron. Gene Ontology annotation, molecular function: cholesterol transfer activity; low-density lipoprotein particle receptor binding. Lineage: Eukaryota; Metazoa; Chordata; Actinopteri; Perciformes; Serranidae.
AUGGGGGACUCAAAACUCUGUCUGUCCCUACUUCUGACCACACUUACCUUGGCUUAUGCCCAAAGGACGGCGGGAAACUGCCCGAUAAACCAAAGGUAUGAAGCCAACCACAAGUAUGAGUACUUGUACGAAGCCGAGUCCUUGAAUGCUAUUAACGGUGCUUCACAGCAGAGGAAUGGACCUAAAGCCACCUGCAAGGUUGAAAUUGAAGUACCUCGGACUUGUAGUUUCAUCGUCCGUACAACCGGCUGUAGCCUGAGUGAGGUGGUGGAUGUCGAUGCAGAGGGCAACCCUGUGUUCGGUCCUGCAGCCAGCUCUGAGAACUUUGCUGCUGAAAUGGAGAGGUAUCCUCUGAAGGUUGUGGUUGGUGACAUGUACGAUGUGAAGCUGUACCCCGAGAACGGUGAGACCACAACCAUCCUGAACAUCAAACGGGGUAUCAUCUCUGCCCUGGCUGUGCCUCUGGUGGAAGAGGACAAGAACAACAACAUGCCCACUGUCCAUGGCAUAUGCAAGACUACUUAUACUGUCAACGCAAGAGAGGAUAUUGCAACUGACAUCAGCCUCACCAGGGAUCUGUCCAGAUGUGACAAAUUUAGCCCCAUGAGAGAUCAUACCAGUCCCUUGGCACUUAUCUCUGGCAUGCACUACCCUCUCGCCCAGAUGAUCAGAAGCACUCAGAACUGCAACUACAAGUUUGACAAUGAGAAGAAACACAUGACUUCUGGAUCCUGUACAGAGAACCACAUCCUCAUUCCCUUCUCUCACAAGGGAGAAUAUGGAGUUACCAAUGUUGGAAAGCAGGAACUAACUCUGAUGGACGUCUCUCCUCACAAUGAAGAAGUCUUUUACAUCACUAACAACAUCAAGGGUCUUCACAUGGAUGCUGUCGAGGAUAAGAGUGUUGUCCAGGAUAAAGAUGCAGGUCUGAACCUCCUGAGAGAACUGGCCGCUCUGCCAGAAACUGAGGGUGAUAAGAGGGCCCACCUUUUCCACAAGCUUGUCACCAUGGUCCGUGCAAUGAAGACUGAGACCCUGAGCCCCGCCGUUCCUGAAGCUCUUGCAGUGUCCCCUGUCCUGACCUACCAGGUCCUGGCCCAGUGCGGAACCCCUGAGUGCAGCAGUGCCAUCAUGCAGAUCCUCAGGACUUUCGACACCUCUUCACUUGAGGUCGAUGCUGGUGUUUUUGCUUUGGGACUCGUGUCCAAUCCUUCUGCCCUCCUGAUCAAUGACAUGCUGGAGAUGGCCAAGUACAAGCCCAGCAAAGCCAUCAUGUUUGCCCUGAGCAAUGUUGUUAAGAGGUUUUACAAAGCUGAGGGUAAAAUGAUCCCUGAGAUUUUCGCUGUUGCCGAGUUCAUGGGCACCCAAUUGGGUGACUGUACUGGAGACAAGGAAACCACUUUCAUGACAUUGAGAGUUAUAGGAAACAUGGCUCCAGCUAUGGCAGCUGCUGGCCCCGCACUCAGAGCUGGUGUGAUCCAGUGUGUGAACCAACCUGCUGCUUCCCCCGAAGUGCAACAGGCCGCCAUCCAGGUCUUCAGGCUGACUCCCGUCCCAGAGGAGGGAAGAGAGGUUCUCAUGCAGGUGCUUUUGGACGGCGCCAGCCCUAUGCAAAAGCGUGUUGCCGCAUACCUGGUGCUUAUGAAGGACCCACUGCCCACUGAACUGUCCCAGCUGGCUGACGCCUUGCCCAAUGAGCAGGACAAACAAGCCAAGAGCUUUGUGAUCUCCCACCUUACCAACAUUCUGUCCUCAACUGAGCCAGAGACCGCAGAGCUGAGACAGAAGAUCCGGGAUGCCCUUCAGGGUAAUGAGCUCGGACCCAUCAUGGACCCCGCCAAGUUCUCUCGCAACUACAAGAUGGGAUCUGUUGAGGGAAACAUGAUCUUUGAAGAUACCAGCUACCUGCCCAAGGAGGUCAUGAUUGAAAUGACUCUGAAGGCAUUCGGUUAUGACAUUGACAUGAUGGAGAUGGGUAUGGAGGGCAAAGGAUUUGAGCCAACUGUUGACGCCCUGUUUGGAGUGAACGGAUUCUUCCCCGACACUGUCAUGAAGACAAUGUCCUUUGUGUCUGACAACAUGCCACUCAGAGUCAAUGAGAUCCUGCAGAACAUGCUCCCUGCUCUGAAGAACAGGAUGAAGAGACAGACCUCCCAGAACCUGAUGAGGGAGAUCGGAUGCAACCUCAACAAACUUGUGAGGGAAAUGAAGGCAGCACAGUCUCCUGAAGCAAUGGUUUAUCUGAGACUUUUGGGAAAUGAGCUUGGAUAUCUGAAGACCAAUGAAAUGGAGGAGAUGGCCUACUCUGCUGCCAUGAUGAUUGACAGCAUGCUCAAGAUGUUCCCAACUGAUAUCAUGAAGGCUCUGAUGACCAAGGUUGACAACUCAAUCUUUGCCCACUACAUCUUCAUGGACAAUGAAUUCUUCCUGCCUACUGCCACUGGUGUGCCUCUCAGGAUUGCACUGUCUGGUACUUUCACCCCUGGCAUCAAGGGUGGACUUCAGAUUGCUCGUGACAUGAGUGAAGUGACCUUCAUGCCCUCCUCUGGCAUUGAGUUUGUAACUCAGAUUGGCUCCCACAUCCCUGAAUAUGUCAACACUGGAUUAGAGAUGCGCACCAACCUUUUCCACGAGAGUGGACUCAGUGCCAAGAUCUCCAUGGAGCCCAACAAUGUCAAGCUGACCAUCCCUGCUCCAAAAAAUCCUACAAAGCUCAUCCAAAUCACAAACACCCUGGUGGCAGUGACUGGAUCAGAGGUUAAGACCAUCCCCCCUAUGGUGAUGGACAAGGUUGAUGCCAGUGAGUGCACUCCCUUCUUCGCUGGAAUGAAAUACUGCACUGCUCUGCAGUACACUGAUGCUUUCUCUCAGGAGACAGCCCCCUACUUCCCCUUCACCGGAGACAGCAAAUUUGCUGUGGAGCUCCAACCCACUGGUGAAGUCACUGAGUACACAGCCACAAUUGCCUACGAGCUCCUGAGGGAGGGAGAAGAGGGCCGGCAGAAGGUUGACUCUGUGAAGUUUGUUCUCAGGGCUGAAGGUGCAGAGCCCACUGAAGCUACAGCACUUGUGAAAUAUAACAGAAGAAAGAAUGUCAUCACAGCCGACAUCCAGAUCCCUGACUUUGAUGUGGAGGCUGGACUCAGACUGGGUGUUGUUGAUGGAAACACCAAGGGCAAAGGAACUCACUCCAUCUCUCUUGACCUGAUAAACAAGAACAUUCCUCAGCUCUCCCUUGUUGGCCGCGCCAAGCUGAUGGCCAUGAAGGAAGGUAUGCUGCAAGUCCAACUUCUCAUCCCCUCUAUCAACGCUGAUGCCACUGUCACAGCCAACAUGAAACGUGAAGAAGAACUGGAGUUGGAGCUCAAGAGUGAAAUCAAGCUCAUGGAUGCCACCUCUGAGCAGACAAUCGCAAUGAAAUACGAUGCCAGCAAGAUUGAAGUUGAAUUAAAGUCGGAUGUGAACUCUGAGCUCCCAGACAUCCUUCCAUACACUGACAAGAUUAAAAAACAUGGUAAUGAUAUUCUUGACAUGCGGGUAGGGGAGUCUGACAUGACAGUCCUUCAGUUCUUCAAGGCAUUUGUGGAGGCUACUAACAACCACAUGGAAAUGUAUGGUGUGGAUAUCCCUUACAUUAAAAGCUUCAGAGUGCCUGAAAUUCCUGAGCUUUCACUGCCAGAGACACUAUUCCUCAAUUCUGAGGCGAAGGUUGUCUACUACUUCAACAGUGAGCACUUGACUAUUGCUCUUCCUCUCCCUCUUGGAGGAAAGUCAACAGAAGAGCUUAACUUCCCACCAGCAUUGACCACACCUAGUGUGUCUCUACCCCAGUUUGGACUGGAGAUUGUCUCCAUGGAAAUUCCCAUCCCAGAACUUUUUGUCCCUGAGAGCCUGACUCUGUCCAUUCCUCUUUUCGGCAAAGCUGAGGUUUCAACUCUGAUGAAAAGCAACAUAUAUGACAUGGAGGCUUCAAUGGCUGUCGGCAAAGAUGUUGUUGAGACACCAAGCUACUCAGCUAAGUUUGAUGUGAAAGGAACCAGCCCACUUGACAUCCUCUCAAUAAACAUUGAAGGAUCUGGAAGUUUGGCCACCACUGAUUCCCUCAAGGCCACUCUGAAAAGCUCUUUGUCCCACAAAUUCCUUGAAGCCAGUGUUAGUAUUGUUGAGGAUGCAAUCAUCACAGACAAAAUCAGUUUGAAAUCAAGCAGCAAGAUUGAAGCCACAAGCCCAUUUGAUCUCAAGAUUGUGCUUGAGCACAAUGGGAUGACUGGAAUCAACGCUGAAGAAAUCUCUGCUGAUAGCAAAUUUGAGGGAAUGUUCACUGCUGGGCCCAUGUAUGGCAAGACCAUUUCAAACCAGGCAUUUGCCAUCUUCCCAUUCAGGCCAGAAGCAAAGAUUGAUUCUACUGUUCAGAUUGACUCCACCAUUGUUAGGGCCCAGAACACAAUUGCAGCAACUCUUGCCAAUGGUGAAUUCUCAGUUGUGUCCAACACCAAUGCCUUUGAAGACAUCUUGACCAAUGUUGCUGAGCUUUCCUUCAAAGACAGCAAGCUGUCACUGAAAUGUGACACAAAUGCCCUUGCUCUUGGCAUGAAGAUCCGCAACCAGGCUGAAGCCGCUGCUGGUGCCGGUGAAGUCGCCAUGAGAAUGGAGACAAAUGCAGACCACACUGAAAACCGUGUUUACUCUCUGCUGACUGCCUCUCUUGAUGUCAAUGGUCUGGCUGUUAACAGCGAUGCCACCUUCAAACUCCUUGAGAACGAAGCUACUCACAAGGCUACUCUGAAAAUGAACAAGGACGGUUUGACCACAAGUGGAACAAACACCCUCCAGAGCCCCCUGUCCUUUGAAAACACCUUUGAUGCUGGGCUUGAUGCUUCAAAGGCUUCUCUGUCCAUUAUCAACAAGGCCGCAAUGCGUGACAUCAAGGUCGAUAAUACCAACACUCUGACCAUUACUCCCUCUAGCUUUGACUUCAACUCCAAGGCUGAAGCCAUCGGUAGCGAGUAUGCCUCUUACACUCAUGAUAUCACCCUCGACCUGAAACCCUACACUGCUUCUGCAAAUGUCAAUAACAACCUGAAAGUUCUGGCAGCCAACUUUAUUAAUGAGGCACAGCUGCAGGCAGAGCUUUACAAGAUUGACCUGACUGGAAGCAUGAAAGCAAUUUAUGGUGAGGAAGAGAUCAAGCACACUUAUCAGGUAAAUUAUGCUGAUAUGACAGCUAAUGCCAAGUGCAGCACCACUGGAAAACUCUUUGGAACUCACACAAACCAGAACACUGAGCUUGAGAUUGUCGGUCUUGCUGCCAGGAUCACCAACGAUGCCCGCUUCAACUCACAGCCAAUGCGCUUUGACCACUCCAUCCGUUGCAGCAUUGUGCCUUUUGAUUUCAACCUUGAUGCCGUUUUUAACGGUGAUGGAGACAUGACCAUGUAUGGAAAGCACAGUGCCCAGCUCUAUGGCAAGUUCCUCCUUAAAGCACAACCCCUGGCUUUUGCUAGCUCACAUGAAUGCAGAGCAUCAGUAAACCAGCAGCUAGAUAACGGUUUUGCUCUUGAGACAACAUUUGACAACAAAAUGGAUACUGUUGUUUCACCCCAAGAGCAGAAGACCAGUUUUAGAACUAAGUCUAAGUUUAAUGACCAAAUUCUCAGUCAGGACUUGAGUGUUUACAACACUGCUGAGAGAACUGGAAUUGAAGUUUCUGGCACCAUCCUCACAAAUAUCCUCAACACAGACUCCACAGAGAACCAGGAAUUUACUAUCUCUGGCUUCCUCAAGUAUGACAAGAGCACAAAUUCUCACAUCAUUCAGUUCCCUCUAAUUGAAAGUAUUCCUUUGUUCUUGGAAAGCAUCAAAGGCAUGUUUGUGAGUGUUGCAGAGACACUGCAAGACUACCUCAACAAUGAGGAGCUAAGGGCUCAACUUGAGGCUCUUCCCCAGUAUGUUGAUGACUUUGUUUCUCAGCUGAAUGUUGAAGACAAGGUUUUUCAGCUCAAGCAGUAUUUCAAUGAUUUUACUGAAGAGUAUUUCAUCUCGAUGGAGGAUGUGGAAGCUUCUUUGAGAAACCUGAAGAUUACUGUUGAGAACCUGCUGGCUGAACUCACUCUUUACAUCCAAAGCUUUGCUAGUAUGGUAAAAGAGAUAAUUGUUAGUGGCACCCUCCCUGAAACCCUCAUUCAGAAGUUCCAGGAACAGCUGGAUGCCUUUAAUGAGGAGUUUGACAUCCAGGCUAUGGUCAUGUAUGUGAUUGAUACCAUGACAGAGAUAAUCCAUCAGAUCGACCUGGAAAAACUGAAGGGGAGCAGCAUCGCAUUCCUGAGUGACAUUGAUGCUAAGUAUGAAAUCAAGGCUAAACUUCAGUCAAUCAUGGGUGAUAUUAAACAAGUAAUUGAGAACUUGGACAUGCAAAAGUUAGUUGUUGAGCUGAAAGAGUACAUUGAGUCCAUCAACUUUAAAUAUUACAUUGAUGAACUAGUGACUCUGAUUCCCACAGGCGUCUUCAGUGAUGUAUCAGAUUACAUUAGGGAAACGGUUCAGGACCUUGACAUCCUAGGUAAAAUCAACACAAUUUAUGCCAAGAUGAGAGAACUGGUUGUAAAGUUUGAGGCUGACAAAAAGGUUCAGGCUGUCUUGGAAAAGUUUGCGGAGCUAAUCAAGCAGUACAGAGUUGAGGAAACUAUCAGAACUGCAGUCAACAUGGUUAAGGAUGCAGACAUCCCUACCAAAUGUAUGCAAGCCUUCCAGAGUGCUAUAGACUACUUGAAAACAACUGAGAUUAAGGAUAUUAUUUCACAGUUGAAUAUAUAUAUUGGCAUUAUUGAGGAGAAAUUUAAUUCAUUUGAUUAUAAUCACUUUGUAGAUCAGACCAAUCAAAUGAUGGCUAAGUACACUGCUCAUAUCAAUGACCUGAUCAGGUCUCUUGAAAUACCCGAGAAAGUUGAGGCAACAAGAAAUUUUGCUAACUUUGUCCUAACAUCUGUUCAGGAUUUGGUGGAGCAAGUGAGAGAAAUUAAAAUUGCAGAAGUUGUAGGAAAUGUGAAGGAUAUCUUUGACCAGGUUGUGUUAAAUAAUGUUAGGGGAUUUGUUGAAUUUAUAAAGCAUGAAAUUUCAGAAAUGGAUGUCAACGCUGACAUUACCUCUUAUCUGCAGUUGGCAAAGAAGUGCUUUACUGAUUUCAUGACCACUGCUACUGGUGUGUUCACCAGAAUGGUGGAGAUCAUUAAGGAGAUGGCACCCCAGCAAAAAAUUGUCAGUGAGAUAUUGCAGAUGAUUGAGGGCCUGAUGACUGAACUGAAGAAAGCCGAGCUGAUCAUACCAUCUUUUACCAUCCCUCUCACUGAUCUCGUUGUGCCUUCCAUGAAGUUUAGCAUGGAUGAGCUUCACCAGUUUGAAAUUCCACCACAACUGGACAUCCCUGAAUUCAUUAUUUUGGGCCGCCAUACCGUGCAAGCCACUACCAUCUCAACCACUGACAUUAAACAGAGAAUCAUUGACUUCAUUGAUUUAAUUCUCAACUUCGAGAUGAAGAUGUUUGAUAUUGGUGCUGUCUUUGGAGACAUGACUAUUGACUUCCUUCCUGCCCUCCCUGAGUUUUCACUUCCUGAGAUUUCAGUACCUGAGUUCUCAUUUCCCACUCUUUCUCAAGUUCCAGCAGAGAAACUUGUAAAGACUCUCGAACUCCCCACAUUUAAGCUGCCAGUCAUUCCCAGUGAGAUUACGAUUCCAGCAUUUGGCAGACUGAGUUAUGAGAUAAAGGUCAACUCCCCUAUUUACACCAUUAGGAAUGCUGCUGAAGUCCAGAGCUCUCUUGAUGUUGAUGACACUCCUCAACUGACAGCUUUUCUGACUUCCCAAGGGUCAUCUCUCAGUUUUGAAAUCCUUAACUUCAACCUUGAUUCCACUGCUCGUAUCGCUGUUCCCAAUGGAGAGCGUGUGAUUGCUGCUGAGACCCUUAAGUUCACUCACAAUUUCCUUGCAUUGGACCACCAUGCAUCUGUGAAAUUUUAUGACUUCUCAGCCCAGGCCUCAGCCAAGACCAUUGUGAAGGCCACCACAGCACCUUACAAUGCUGAGCUUUCAAAUGAAGCUUUCAUAGCUACCAAGGGUGGUUUAUCUGCCACUAUUGAAACUUCCUAUAAGCAUGUGCUCAACCUCCCCAUCAUGGGCCUUACUGGUGAGACAUCUGCAACUCAAAAAACUGUGGCCCGCCAGGAGGCUACCUCUAUAACAAUAACUCUUGCAAAUCAGGGUACUACCACCUUUAACUCUCAUGACAGUACCCACAAGAGUGACUUGCAAGUUACUGUCAAUCCAAGCACAGUCAAGAUGACAUUGAUGAGUGAAACAGAUACAGUCUUAUUGAAGAUGAGACAGACCCUAAGUGCCGACUUUGACAUUUUCAGCCAUUUCAAGUUUGAUAUUCGCUCUGAGGCAGGAGGUCCCACAAUCAAAAAUAACCUCUUAGUGGGAUCAGUAAAUGCCAAUCUGCGUGACAUGGAGCUUGAGCUGAAGGCAAGUCAUAGCACAGAUUUAAUUGGUGUUGUCAAUGGAGCACUGUACAAUGUUAUAGAUGUUGCUCUGAGUCCCAGAGAGAUUGUGUUCAGCUUUCAGAAUAGAGGAAACACCAAAGUCAUUUUCAAUGAUGUUUUUACUGCUAAAAUUGACCUGCAGAAUGAUUACUCCGCAACAUUCAAGUCUGACAUGCAAAAUAUCAACACCGUAGCUCUGGCCCGUAUUAAUCAGCAAAAACUGUUCUGGAACUUCACUUUAGACAACAAUGAGGGGGAGGCUGCCAUUCUUGCUGUUGUUGAAGGAGAAGCAAAUCUUGAUCUUCUGACUAGACCCAUCAGCAUUCCUGAGAUUUAUAUUCCAAUUGUUGACCGGUAUACCCCAGCUAUUAGUGAUCUUGACUUGUAUGACCAAACUGGGCUGAAAAACAUUUUUACUACCGCUGAGCAGGCUGUUAAUGUUGAUGCCAAGAUUGUUUACAAGAAAAGCCAGGCUGCCCCCAUUGUUGACAUGAUGGGUCCAAUCCAGAUUCCCUCUAUGGGUAACCUGAUCACAGAAGUGUCCGUCAAGUCUGCCAUCAUUAGUCUGAAUGUCAAUGCUGGACUGUACACUGAAGAUGAUCUUGUGUUCCGCCUGGGAGCUUCCACAGCCUCUGUGUUUGAGAGUCUGAAAGCCAAACUUGAUGGAACCACAAGCCUGACAACCAAGAGAGGAAUCAAGUUGGCCAAUUCCCUGUCCCUUGAAAAUCCGCACAUUGAAGGCACUCAUGACAGCACCAUCAGCAUGAGUACUGAGACUUUGGAAACUGCUAUCUCUGUGGCUACUGUUGCAAAGAUUUCCCUGCCUAUUCUCAACCUGGAAGCAAACCAAAAUUUGGUUGCAGACACCAAAGCCAAAGCAAAUGCUGUCUCCACCUUGAGCAUGAAGGGUGAUUUCAAUAUCCCUGUGAUCAAGGCUGUUGGAAAGGCCGAGGCAGAACACAGCCUGAAGCUGGAGGGAAGCUUUGACUAUGUUUCCAUGGAGUCAGCUGCUAAGGCAAACAUGGAUGGCACAGUGCUUGAAGACUAUCUACUUUUGGGAGUCCUGGAUACUGACAUGAAUAUGUACCUGAAUAACGAUGGCCUGCGCUCCACCUCCAAGGUUAUUGCCGAUGCCAAGCUCAACCAAGGCACCAACAAAGUCAUUGGCAUGGAUGUAAAUGAGAACCUUGCUGUUGAAGCCUCCCUGAGCCGUGUGUAUGCAGUGCUGAAGUUCACUGGAAACAAUGAGGCAAACAUGUUCAAUUUCAAUACCCGUGGAAAACAAGUUGUCCAGACAACCAUCGAUCUUGCCCCAACCUCUUCUUUGACUGCUGAUAUUUUGAUUGACAUUACUCAGCCAAGCAACCUGGGUGACUUCACCAUCUUCCAGAAGACUGUUGCUGAAGUGACAGCUGCCACACAGAAGAUCUCUGCCAAUGGCAAGUUUGUGAGCCCACUGUACACCACAAACCUGGCAGUCGAAGUCGAGGGCAGCGCUCCUGUCUUCAAUGUCAUCUUGAAGUCCUCUGCCACCUCUGUUAUUGUCUUCCUGGCAUAUGACCUGGACUCUUUCAUUACCAUAAACUUUGAAAAUGCUGGCAUAAACCUGACUGGAAGGGCACUUUUCACCCAUACCGAUCUGACAGUGGACUUUCAACCCGUUCUUUCCCAUACUCCGAGUGACUCCAGUCUCACCCUGAAUAUGGACAUGAACAGCCCUGAAUUUACUGACAUGAACUUCCGUUAUGCUGUCCGCAAAGAUGGAAUCAGUGCCACAAUUUCUAUCCCAUCUACUGGAUUUCUGGGUCUUCAGCUCCGUGGCAGGAUCCCAGCUCAGAUGAAUGCCAGGCUUUAUGGUCGUUAUGCUUCUGAUCCUGGAAAGGAUGUUGAUGUCUUCACUGUCAGAGCUUCUGCCAAGGAUGUUGAUAAAAUGAGUCUGAAGAUGGUCAUCAACAUGGACGCCCCGGACAUCAUUCUCAGUGGAGUACAGGAAAAGCUCCCUGCCAUCAUCUCCUGUUUGUCUAGCUUUGCUGAGAAAUACCAGCUGUUCAAACAUGCUGCUCAGUUGAAGAAUAUUGUUAUUUAUUAUACUGAGGAAGCCCAUAACAUUGCAAACGACCAUGCCCCACAUCUGAGCCAGGUGUCUAUCCUCUUUAGGAAUACUGUUGCUCAGUACCAGAAGAUCUUUCAGCUCUUCCUGAAUGAUGCCAUCAAGGUCCUGAGGGAGACCCAGGUCUCACUGUAUGGCUCUGGGGAAACAAUCCCUCUCAUUGAAUUGAUCAAUAAGCUAACCACCAGCUUUACAAGUAUGCUGGAGAGGGCAAUGCACCUGGUGUCCGUUAAUGUAGAAUCUUUUUUCAGUGCCAUGUUGGACAUGACCAGAAAGAUCCAGGUCACAAUGCCCAUUGGUGAUGUCAUGGCUGGAGCUAAAAUAAUUGACAAGAUUAAGGCUUGGUUUAAGACUAUGCCCAAUCCUAUUGUAGAUCUUCUGAAGAACUUGGAGAGUCUAGAUGUCUUCCUAGAGAAACUGGGUGACACCUUAAAAUUCUUUGUAGAAAAAGCUCAAGACUUUGUUGACAACUCCCUAAAGUCUGAUUUCCUUGAUGCCAUUGCUGUCUACAUCAAUACUUUCUAUGACAAGUAUGUAAGCUUAAUGAAAACCAUCACCAACUAUGCAAACACAGCUGUGGACACUGCGUCUAUAAAUGGAGCCAUUGAUUACAUUCUGGAGGUUUUCAGAUCUGUAGUGAAUCAAUUUUACCACACCGUUACUAACUAUCUGCAGCAGGCUCCUGCUGAAUUCAGGCCUUAUGUACAAGUUAAGGGUAGAAAGCUCGAGAUUAAUCUGUGAGAUUAAUCUGCGAUUCAACCUUCAACAAUAAGAUCAAAUAUUUAAAUACUACUCCUUGAAUUGCUUCAGUAUUCUCUUGUUCAAUACAUAAAAAAACAAGAUAGAUGGAAAAAAUACCUGACUAAGUUAAGUUAUCAUGUUAGUUUUAUUUAAAAAAUGGAUGGGAAAAUAAUAGAUGAGCAAAUACUAUUGUCAUGUAACAAUGGUGCACACAACUACCUGUAUACCAUAUGUGUUGCAAGUCU